Gossypium raimondii (Peruvian cotton) is the source of this 822-nucleotide messenger RNA. Its product is annotated as reactive Intermediate Deaminase A, chloroplastic. The record is from RefSeq and is a predicted model, not a curated record. Bases 88 to 645 code for a protein of 185 amino acids. Gene Ontology annotation, molecular function: deaminase activity. Lineage: Eukaryota; Viridiplantae; Streptophyta; Magnoliopsida; Malvales; Malvaceae. The transcript is spliced from 6 exons. Gene Ontology annotation, cellular component: cytosol.
AACUUGUAUUUUCAGUUGAGUUCAGUCACAAGCCCAAAAAAUCGAAGACAAAGAAACACAGAGCAGAGAGAGAGAUUCAGGGUGAAAAUGGCCUGGUGUAGUUUAAGGUCUAUUCACGUUCCAACCGUCGAUGUCGGAUUACUACGCACUCGCUCCCCGUUAGCCGCUGUCGGUGGAGUCGUUGCCGGCUCUUCAUUUUUGCGAUCUUCCUCCAGAAAUGGCUCUCCUUUUGCUUGCUUAAGCCUAUCCACUUCUCCUGGGAUUAAGGAGGCUGUGGCAACUGACAAAGCUCCAGCAGCAUUGGGACCAUAUUCUCAGGCCAUCAAGGCCAAUAAUCUUCUCUUUGUCUCCGGUGUUCUCGGUCUUAUUCCAGAGACUGGAAAGUUCAUCUCAGACAGUGUAGAGGAUCAAACCGAGCAGGUACUGAAAAAUAUGGGAGAAAUACUGAAAGCUAGUGGUGCUGACUAUUCCUCUGUGGUUAAGACGACAAUUAUGCUAGCUGACUUGAAAGACUUCAAGAAAGUAAAUGAGAUCUAUGCUAAAUACUUUCCUUCACCAGCACCGGCACGUUCGACAUAUCAGGUAGCUGCAUUGCCAUUGGAUGCCAAGAUUGAAAUUGAAUGCAUUGCGGCACUCAAGGCAUGAUGACAGGGGAGUUUGAAGUUACAAGGUAGGAAACUAAGCUCUUAAAGAGUUUAUGUCUCAUUUGCAGUUAUUAAUCCCUUUGUUGCGUACCAGGUACAGUUGGUAAACUUAGAAUGUGAUGUUUGAACUGAAUAAUGUUUCGAGACAAGAAUCUACGGUUGUCAUGAGUUUUAUGUC